Equus quagga is the source of this 5181-nucleotide messenger RNA. Its product is annotated as epiplakin-like. The record is from RefSeq and is a predicted model, not a curated record. The coding region runs from base 160 to 5181 and encodes 1673 amino acids. Gene Ontology annotation, molecular function: keratin filament binding; structural molecule activity. NCBI's taxonomy places the organism in Eukaryota, Metazoa, Chordata, Mammalia, Perissodactyla, Equidae. The transcript has 3 exons. Gene Ontology annotation, cellular component: cytoskeleton; keratin filament; membrane. Gene Ontology annotation, biological process: wound healing; intermediate filament bundle assembly.
CGCCGCGGGGAGGGGCCUGAGCGGGUUUAAAUCCGGGCGCCGCUGCUCCUGGGCCGUGGAGCGAGCGGAGCGACUGCGUGCAGAGCCCGGGGCGCCGUGCGGGCAGGGAGCAGACACAGUGGACCUUGGGUGAGAGUUCUGCACGACCAGCUGGGCACGAUGAACGGCCACGUCUCUUCUCCUCUUGAUGUCCUGGUUACCAACGACACCAAGCCAGCCAUCGUCUCCAAGACCAUGAAGGCCGUGCUGGGAGCUGGCACCCCCUUGGGGCCCUCAGCUGAGGCAGCCUCGUCCACCCAGGCCAGGAGCAUCGCUGGGGUGUAUGUGGAGGCCUCGGGCCAGGCCCAGAGUCUCUACACUGCCAUGAAGCAGGGUCUCCUGCCUGGUGGGCUUGGGCUGGCUCUGCUGGAGGCCCAGGCAGCCACCGGGGGCCUCGUGGACCCUGCCCAGGGCCAGCUGCUCCCUGUAUCUGAGGCCCUGCAGCAGGGCCUGGUGGGCCUGGAGCUGAAGGAGAAGCUGCUGGCUGCUGAGCGUGCGGUCACUGGAUAUCCAGACCCCUAUGGGGGUGGGAGGCUGGCCCUCUUCCAGGCCAUCGGGAAGGAGGUUGUAGACAGGGCACUGGGGUGGAGCUGGCUAGAGGCCCAGCUGGCCACUGGGGGCCUGGUAGACCCCAUCCAGGGCACACGUGUGGCUCCCGAGCUGGCCUGCCAGCAGGGCCUCCUGGACCAGGAGACAUGGCGUGGCCUGUCAGAGCAUGAGCCCGGCUCGGGUGCCCUGGGCUUCCUGGACCCCAACACUCUGGAGAAACUGCCGUACCAUGAGCUGCUGGGCAGGUGUGUGCGGGCCCCCAACACGGGGCUGGCCCUGCUGCCCCUCAAGACCACUUUCUGCACCCUGAGUGGGGCAGUAAGCUUGGCCGAGCUGCUGGAGGCAGGGGUCCUGGACCAGGAGACGGCCCGGGGCCUGCGGGAGGGCAGGCUGGCGGUGCCAGACGUGAGCGCACGCGCUGAGGUGCAGCGCUACCUGCAGGGCACCGGCAGCAUGGUGGGGGUCGUCCUGCUGCCCGCUGGCCUCAAGAAGAGCUUCUUCCAGGCCAUCACUGAGCACCUGCUCCCAAUGGGGGCUGCGCUUCCAUUCCUGGAGGCCCAGGCUGCCACCUGCACGCUGGUGGACCCAGCCUCUGGCCGGCAGCUGUCGGUAGAUGAGGCAGUCAGGGCAGGCCUGGUCGGCCCAGAGCUCCACAGGCAGCUCCUGGUGGCAGAGCAGGCAGUGAUGGGGUACCAUGAUCCCUUUAGUGGCACCCGCAUCCCCCUCUUCCAGGCCAUGAAGAAGGAGCUGGUGGACAGGCCUCUGGCGCUGCGGCUCCUGGAUGCCCAGCUGGCCACAGGUGGGCUAGUGUGUCCGACCCACAGGCUCCGGCUGCCCCUGGAGGCCGCCCUGCGCUUCGGCUGCCUGGACGAAGAGACUCAACAAUGUCUCUCGCAGGCUGCUGGCUUCUUGGACCCCAGCACACAGGAGAGUCUCAGCUACGGGCAGCUGCUGGCCCGCUGUGUCACCGACCCAGAGACGGGGCUGGCCUUCCUGCCCCUCUCAGUGGGAGCCCUCAGAGAGGAGCCCCAGGGACCCCCAUUCAUCGAGCACAGCACGCGACAGGCCUUGAGUGCGGCCACGACCACCGUCUCCACGGGCAAGUUCCAGGGCCGGCUCGUGUCACUCUGGGACCUGCUCUUCUCUGAGGCAGUCCCUGUGGAGCAGAGGGCGACGCUGGCCCAGCAGCACAAGGAAGGGACCCUCUCGGUGGACGAGCUGGCAGCUACACUGAGGGCCACCCUUGAGCAGGCUGCAGCCACUGCCAGAACCACCUUUGCUGGGCUGAGGGUCGCCGUGACACCGGGAGAGCUGCUGAGCGCAGAGAUCAUCGACAAACACGUCUAUGAGCAGCUGGAACGAGGACAGACCACAGCCCAGGAUGUGGGCAGCCUGGACUCGGUGCAGAGGUACUUGCAGGGCACUGGCUGCAUUGCCGGCCUGCUGCUGCCCGACUCCCAGGAGCGGCUCAGUAUCUACGAGGCUCGCAGGAAGGGGCUGCUCAGGCCCGGCACGGCCCUCAUCCUGCUGGAGGCGCAGGCAGCCACCGGCUUCAUCAUCGACCCCAAAGAAAACAAGAGAUACUCCGUGGAAGAGGCACUAAGGGCCGGUGUCAUUGGGCCCGAUGUGUUCACCAAGCUGCUGUCAGCCGAGCGCGCCGUCACCGGCUACACCGACCCCUACACCGGGGAGCAGAUCUCCCUCUUCCAGGCCAUGAAGAAGGACCUCAUCGUGAGGGACCACGGCAUCCGCCUGCUGGAGGCCCAGAUCGCCACGGGCGGCGUCAUCGACCCCGUGCACAGCCACCGCGUGCCCGUGGAGGUGGCCUACCAGCGCGGCUACUUCGACGAGGAGAUGAACCGCGUGCUGGCGGACCCGAGCGACGACACCAAGGGCUUCUUCGACCCCAACACGCACGAGAACCUCACCUACAUGCAGCUGCUGGAGCGCUGCAUGCAUGACCCCGACUCAGGGCUCUUCCUGCUGCCGCUCAGCAGCACAAAGCCCCAACUGGUGGACGGCGCCACCCGGCAGGCCUUCCAGAGCCUGUUGCUGUCAGUGAAGUAUGGGCGGUUCCAGGGGCAGAGGGUCUCUGCGUGGGAGCUGAUCAACUCGGAAUGCUUCAGUGAGGACCGGAGGAGGCAGCUCCUGCAAGACUACCGGCUGCGCAAGGUCUCACUGGAGCAGGUUGCACAGCUGCUGGAGAGAGAGAUGGGGAGGUGGGCGGACAUCACCCUGCCUGCGCUGCGGGGCCGGGUUACCGCCUACCAGCUCCUGGAGGCCCACAUCAUUGACCAAGAGCUCCUGGACCGGGUGCUAGUGGGGGCAGUCAGCCCCGAGGAUCUCCUCCACAUGGACGGUGUCCACAGGUACUUGCGUGGCUCCGGCUCCGUGGGCGGCGUGCUGUUACAGCCCUCCAACCAGCGGCUCGGUCUCUACCAGGCCAUGCAGCAGAAACUGCUGGGGCCAGGAGUGGCCCUGGCCCUGCUGGAGGCCCAGGCAGCCACUGGAGCCAUUAUUGACCCCCACAGUCUGGAGACCCUGUCGGUGGAUGAGGCCGUGCGCAGGGAGCUGGUGGGGCCAGAGCUGUAUGGCAGGCUGAGACAGGCCGAGGAUGCCGUCACCGGCUUCAGAGACCCCUUCUCUGGGAAGCGAGUGUCCCUGUUCCAGGCCAUGAAGAAGGGCCUUGUCCCUGUGGAGCAGGCUACCCGCUUCCUGGAGGCCCAGGUGGCCACAGGAGGAGUGAUUGACCCCACUGGCCACUACCACCUCCCCAUGUCCGUGGCCACCCAGCGUGGCUGCAUCGACCAGGACAUGGAGAUGGCCUUGUCCAGCUCCUCUGAGACCUUCCCCACGCCAGACGGCCGGGGACACACCAGCUACGCUGGGCUUCUGGAGCAGUGUCUGAGGGACGAGGCCUCUGGCCUUCGCCUCCUGCCCCUGCCAGAAAGUGCUCCCACUGUUCCCACAGACGAGCAGAUGCGGGAGACCCUGCAGGCCACAGAGGGGGCUAAAGAUGGCACGUCCCUCUGGGAGCUGCUGGACUCUUGCCACUUCACCGAGGAGCAGCGGAGGGGCUUUUUGGAGGACUUUAGGGUGGGGAAGACCACCUUGCAGCAGCUGCAGGCAGCCGUGAGGAGGUGGGUGCAGGAGGCAGAGCUCCUGGCGCAGGCCCGCGUCACGCUGCCUGGCCCUCGGGGCGAGAUCCCUGCUGUCUGGCUGCUGGAUGCUGGCGUCAUCACCCAGGAGGCCCUGUUGGCACUGGCUCAGGGUGCACGGUCACCUGCUGAGGUCGCUGAGCAGCCUGAGGUGAAGGCCUGCCUGUGGGGCACGGGCUGUGUGGCGGGCGUCCUACUGCAGCCCUCAGGUGCCAAGGCAAGCAUCGCCCAGGCCAUGAGGGACGGCCUCCUGCCUGUGGGCCUGGGGCGGAGACUGCUGGAGGCCCAGGUGGCGUCUGGCUCCCUUGUGGACCCUCUGACCAACCAGAGACUGUCAGUGGAAGGUGCAGUCCAGGCUGGCCUGGUGGAUGGGGCACUGGGUGAGCAGCUGCGGCAGGCUGAGGCAGCAGUGGCUGGGUACACGGACCCCUACUCGGGGGGCACCCUCUCACUGUGGCAGGCCAUGGAGAAGGGGCUCAUGCCCCAGAGUGAGGGCUUCCCCCUUCUGCAGGCGCAGCUGGCCACAGGGGGUGUGGUGGACCCCGUCCACGGGGUGCACCUGCCCCAGGUGGCAGCCUGCAGACUUGGCCUCCUGGACGAGCCGACAUGCCAGGCGCUGACCACGACAGACGAGGACAGCAAGUUCUUCUUCGACCCAAGCACGCGGGACAGGGUGUCAUACCAGCAGCUCAAGGAGCGCUGUGUCCUGGAUGCCGACACCGGCCUGUGGCUGCUGCCACUUCCCGAGGACGUGGCGCUCGAGGUGGACAACCACACAGCGGUGGCCCUGAGGGCCAUGAAGGUGCCCGUCAGCACGGGAAGGUUCAAGGGCCUCAGCGUGUCGCUCUGGGACCUGCUGCACUCAGAGUACGUCAGCAUCCAAAAACGGCGGGAGCUGGCAGUGCUCUGCCAGUCUGGGAGGGCCACAGCCCUGCAGCAGGUGGUCAGCGCGGUCACUGCCCUGGUUGAGGCCUCAGAAAGGCAGCCUUCAAGGGCUGCCUUCAGAGGUCUCCGGAAGCAGGUGUCGGCCAGCGACCUGUUCAGGUCCCAGCUGAUCGACAAGAAGACACUGGACGAGCUGAAUCAGGGGAGGAAGACUGUGCAAGAGGUGACAGAGAUGGACAGCGUGAGGCAGUUCUUGGAAGGAGGCAACUUCAUCGCCGGGGUCCUUGUCCAGGGCACAAAGGAAAGGAUGAGCAUCUCGGAGGCCCUGAGGAGGCACGUCCUGCGGCCGGGCACAGCCCUGGUACUGCUGGAGGCCCAGGCGGCCACUGGCUUCCUCAUUGACCCCGUGGAAAACCAGAAGCUGACCGUGGAGGAGGCCUUUGCAGCCGGGAUGUUUGGCCGGGAAACCUACCAGAAGCUGCUGUCGGCCGAGCGCGCCAGUUCUGAGCAGGUGAGUGACACUUUCACAGGAUCGCCUAGUGCUGGGUAG